CGCCUGCCUCGGAACCGCGCCACCUUCCUCACCAGCGACGUCACCAUCCGGCGCGCUCCGGACACACCUCCCGGCCGAGGGCCUGCCAAAACCCGGGAUCCCAAACCCCCAUUGGCGGAUCCGCCCCCGCCUGCCCGCGGCGGGACAGAGCCCCGCCGAGCGCCCGGGGCUGCCAUGGGCGAGGAGGCGGCUCAGCCCCGGCGGCCCGGGGUCGGCGUGGGGGUGGUGGUCACCAGCGCCGCGCACCCCGGCUGCGUGCUCCUGGGCAAGCGGAAAGGCGCGCUGGGCGCCGGCACCUACCAGCUCCCCGGAGGCCACCUGGAGUUCGGGGAGAGCCUGGCGGAGUGCGCGGCGCGGGAGACGCUGGAGGAGGCGGCGCUGCCGCUGCGCCACGUGCGGUUCGCGUCGGCCGUGAACGCGGUGUGCGCGUCGCAGCGCUACCACUAUGUCACCGUGCUCAUGAAGGGCGAGGCCGAGCCGGGCGCCGAGCCGCGCAACCAGGAGCCCGACAAGAACGAGGGCUGGGAAUGGGUCAAAUGGGAUGAAUUUCCUCCAGCAGAUCAACUGUUCUGGGCUUUACGCGGUUUAAGAGAGCAAGGUUACAAUCCCUUUACAGAAGAGCUGGAUCAUCUAAAGGGGUACACGGGAAGUCACCAAUUAGAGUAAUAACAAAUUGUAUGUUAUGUAACAAACUAAAGGACAGACCUGCUUUUUUGGUGCAGAAGAAACAAAGAUACGAAGUGCUCACCCUGCCCAUGUGAAAAUAUUAUCUUUCCCAAAGAAGAACAUGCCAGCUGUUUCAGUGUUAUUCCUGUACGUUACACGACAGUUGUCUCAUUCCAGACCCAUUUCUAGGUUUAGUAGUUAACAAUUAACGUUUGCUUUUACAGAAAACUCAGUGUUUUAUCUAGUUAAUCUUAUAUUGAUGAACAGCCAUUUGGAAAUCAGCCCUAGCCAGGGAAGCUUACUCACUUAAAAGCAGCUGCAGCAAAACUUACUCAUUUAAACCAGCUUUCCUGUAAUUAUUGCACCAAUUUUAAAACUUAGCCUUGUCUCUUACUGUCAUGAACAAAAGUUACAUUUAAUAGACGAUGCCUUUUUUCCCUGCAGACAGCAGUAUACCCUUGAAAAUCAAAAGAUUAUUAUAAAUGUGAAAAGAUUGUCAUAACUUAUUGCAGGAAAUGAAAAUUCCCUGACCCUUCUUGCCAAUUGCUUUCAUAACACAGUUCUGUUUAGAGCCUCAGUUACACAAUUUAUCUGCAGAAAUGUCUCAGAUCUCUGCAACUGAUCUGAAUUUGUUACUGAACUCUUGGAAUGGAGAGGUGCCUACUCUACUAGGCUGACACAAAUCUCAUUUAUAAGUGUAGCUCCAUGGCAAAAUUCAUACUUUGUGGCUAAAAAGAGUUGUCAUUAUUAAACAGCACAGAUGGGUGUAGUUCUGUAUGGCUCUCUAUUGGUAAAAUUGAUUAGGUAAAAUUGUGAAUUUUCAGUUUGACUGAUUAAAUUUCUUAGUCAUUAGUGAAUGAAAUUACAGUACCCAACAGUACAUGCAAAACCAAGGAGUUAAUAUUUUUAAUUUUUCUAGAAUCUGUAACUAAUUUUGAUUCUUUUCUCCAGCUGUUGUCACUAAGAAAUCAGCGAUUAAUUUUAAGAUAUAACUUUUAAAUAAAUCACUAGUUGACUCAUUUUUUUUCUUGUCAGGGUUCUUUUAUAGCACAUCUCUUGUCUAUUUCCUUUAGAUAUACUCAUUGUACAAAAAUGUUUUAAGAUAUAUUUAAUUUCUUUUGAAUAAAAUACACACACAAUACUGAGAGAUUAAAAUUGCCUGAAAUUAUGAAUUGACUUCUCAGUUCUUAAAAGAAAUCAGCUUGAGGGAUUUAAGGCUCUUCCUUACUUGGAACAUACAUUUUUUUAAAUGGAGAUGGCUCUUCUUGCUGAGAAACAAGACAGAGUGAUGAGGCAUAAGGAUGCUACUGCCCCUGGCAAUCCUCCUGCUUAGAGUUUGAAGUAUUAAUUAUGUGCAACUUCCCUUAGGACAGACACCCGUUCUCUGAGGUGAAGAAAGAAGUAACGUUACACAGCAGUCUUGAAACUGGGAAUUUCACCAAAAAUUCCUUUGCUACUGUAACUUUGUAAAAAGCUUAUUUUUCUUUUCAAAAGUUAAGAUUUGCUUCCUGCAAGCAACCUUAUGUACACUGAAAAUUAUUCCCUUCAGCUGUCAACAAAGAAGCUGUAGGAAGAGUUGACAGAUGUCCUGCCCAUCUGUCACAAAGAAUAAUGAAGAAAAAAAAAUUAAAUUAUUUAGUACCAUUUUAAAUUUUAGAAAGCAUCUUAGUCCUGAUGAGAGAACAGGGACCACUGUAAAAUGGCCUGUCAUGCAAUAAAUACUUUCUUGGCA
Molecule: messenger RNA, 2398 nt
Organism: Motacilla alba alba
Lineage: Eukaryota; Metazoa; Chordata; Aves; Passeriformes; Motacillidae
Gene: NUDT15
Product: nudix hydrolase 15
Exons: 3
Coding region: 175-666 (163 amino acids)
Biological process (GO): dGTP catabolic process
Cellular component (GO): cytosol
Molecular function (GO): 8-oxo-7,8-dihydrodeoxyguanosine triphosphate pyrophosphatase activity
Source: RefSeq, a predicted model, not a curated record